UCCCAGGCGACGGGGCGGGGAGUCCCCGAGACGUCAGCGGGAGGCGGAGAGAGCGCCGCCGCCUCGGAUAAAGUGACAGAGGGGCGCGGAGGACCGGGAUAGAGGGUGAGAGGCGGGGACAGAGACUCAGGAAGAAGGGCACGUGGGCUGGAGAGAGAAUCCGAGGGAAGACAGAGACCCAGAGCGAGGGGCAGGAAUCGGGAGAGAGGAACACGGAGGGUGGGAGGGGACACCGACUAGAGAGAGCGAGCGACGAGCCCAGGAUAAGAAGGGGCCAGAAUCCUGUGAGAGGGGGAGAGUGACCCUGACAAAGCAAGGAACAAAGGUGGGUGACCCAGAGGACAGGGCAGGCGGGACAGCUGAGAAGUGGGCGACGUCCACCCAGACAGGCAGGGCCACACUCGGUCACGCGCCUGCUCCCUGAUGGGGACAGCUGGGCCUCCGAAACCUGAGCCCCUGCACGCUGCUCCAGCUGUAUUAAUAGCCCUGGCCUGGCUAGGUCCCUACCCCUGAUCUGAGUCCCAGGGGCAGGAGGUCAUGGUUAUGCGCACUGGGGGCAGGGAUCCUUCAGUCUUCCAGGGCCUCCAUGUUGGCCUCUGCCUGGAAAGUCCCCAUAGUGCACCUCAGCCCUGCCAUUGCAGGGGUCUCUCUCCUACAUCCCCCCUCCCCAGCACCCUGGCCUUCCCCUGUUCAACUCAGCUGUCCCUGCAGCUGCCAAACAUGAGCCUCUUGGUGGCCCAAAGUCAACUCCCUCCGGGCCGCGCUCAGCUCAGAGGAGAGAGACCCUCAUCCUCCCCGCCCAGCAGAGAGGGGAGGGAGGUGGAGCGGCCCAGAAUAACCUGGGGCUGAGAGUAAAUUUAGCCAAGCUGAGGGGAGGGGAAAGACCCUAUUGGCCAGAGGAUGGGGAGGGAGGGCCAGAGAGGGGGUCAGGGGCUCCGGGUCAGCCUCGGAGGGGUGUCAGGGCUAGUGGAGGGCGGACGGACCACGACCAAGAGACAAGGUGCAGGGAAGUCAGACAGCAAGACACAGACACAGUGGGGACAAGGACCUCAACAUUCAUCACAGAGCCACAGAGGCAGCUGGAGCCAGCCCUGGGAGAAGAUCUGGUGCCAAACGUCCCCAUGGGCCACCGUGAGUCAUGGCCACACACUUUUCUCCUCUGGGCCGCAGUGGGCAGCCUGCUCCUCCCUCCUGCAGUAACCCAGCAGCUAAGAGAGGCUGGGCUGGGCCGCAGCAACUGGAACAACAAUGCAGGUGUCCCCAAGCCCUUAGAGGACGUGUCAGCCGAGUUUGACCACCACAUUCAUGGCCAUGGGGGCCGUCAGGAUGAGCACGAGGACAUCUCGAUGGAAAAUGGACAUCGUUCCCAGAGCCUGUGGCAAGAACACAGACACAGUGGAGAUGAGGACGAAGACAUCUCAAGGGAACGUGGCCACCACCACCAAGGCCACAGGUACCGAGGCCACGAGGUGGGAAAUGACAACAGCUCUGAGGAGGUCUCCACAGAGCACAAUGGGCAGACCCGUGGGCACAGAGGCCAGGGCCUUGAAGACACUGAGGACUCCACUGAACAUGGGAACCACUUCCCCAGCCACAGGAACCGCAGUCGUGAAGAUGACAGUGAGGACGAUGUCGUUUCCAGUGAGCAUCACCAUCACGUCCCCAGCCACAUACACAGAGGCCACAGAGGGGAAGAUGAUGCUGAAGGAGAGGAGGAGGAGGAGGAGGAGGAGGAGGAGGACCUCUCCUCUGAGUAUGGACACCAGGCCCACAGGCACCAAGGCCACAAAGAAGAGGAAGAUGAGGCAACCUCAGAGGAACAUCACCAUCAUAUUCCUGACCGCCGGCAUGAAGGCCACAGAGUCAGGAAUGAGGACGGCGAGGACGUGUCCACUGAACACUGGCACCAGCCUCCCAGACGUGCCCACCAUAGCCUCAGAGAUGAGAAGGUGGGGGAGGAAGAAGAGGGGAUCGCAGUCGAGUUCAGCAGCCGUGUUGCAAGCCACCCGCCCCAAGGUCACCAGAGGGAUGAGGAGGAAGACUCCACAGAGAAGUACAAAACAGAAAUCCCUGGUCAUCACCGCCUCACAGUCUCCGGGCAGAAAGAUGAGGACAUCUCUGCCGAUCUUGGCCCCUGGGCCCCCAGCCACAGGCAAAAAGACCACCAGGAUGACUAUACUGUCCUUGGUCACAGAGGGUCCAUUCUAGAAGACAUCAGCCACCAGCCCCCAGAGGACAUGGGGGUCAGGGGUAAAAGCCGCUUGAGGGAGGGUGAAUCUGGAGGUGAGGAAGAGAAGAAGGAAGAUCACAGCUCCCAAGAGGAAGAUGCUGAAGGCUCAGAGCAGGAAGAGGAAGGGGCCCGCCAUGGCAGCCUGGACCAGGAAGAUGAGGAAGAUGAAGAUGAAGGCCGUGGCCUCAGCCUGAGUGAGGAGGAAGAGGAGGACGAGGAGGAGGGGAAGGAUGAGAAGGCUGAGACUCGGGCCCCACUGAGCCAAGGUCACAGCGAGGAGGAAGAGGAGGACGAGGAGGAGGGGGAGGAGGAUGUGGAGGAGGAGGAGGAGGAGGAGCAGGAGCAGGAGGAGGAGGAGAAGAAAAGAGACACAGGUCCAAAGGACGCCCCGGAGUACGGGAACUACCAGCCAGGGUCCCUGUGUGGCUACUGCACCUUCUGCAAUAGAUGCACUGAAUGUGAGAACUGUCACUGUGACGAGGAGAACAUGGGAGAACACUGCGAUCAGUGCCAGCACUGCCAGUUCUGCUACCUCUGCCCGCUAGUCUGCGAGACAGUCUGCACUCCAGGAAGCUACGUCGACUACUUCUCCUCGUCCCUAUAUCAAGCCCUGGCAGACAUGCUGGAGACUCCGGAACCCUGAUCUGGCCCUUGACUGCGGCAUGUGUCCCUCCCCCACCCCUCCGACCCUUUACCACAAGCCAUAUUUAUUUCUCUGAAUAAACGUGCUCCCCGAAACC
Fukomys damarensis (Damara mole-rat) is the source of this 2970-nucleotide messenger RNA. RefSeq names its product histidine rich calcium binding protein (gene Hrc). The record is from RefSeq and is a predicted model, not a curated record. The coding region runs from base 1122 to 2873 and encodes 583 amino acids. The transcript is spliced from 7 exons. NCBI's taxonomy places the organism in Eukaryota, Metazoa, Chordata, Mammalia, Rodentia, Bathyergidae. Gene Ontology annotation, molecular function: calcium ion binding.